Messenger RNA from Colletotrichum godetiae, 1506 nucleotides. Its product is annotated as major facilitator superfamily domain-containing protein. Gene Ontology annotation, biological process: transmembrane transport. Lineage: Eukaryota; Fungi; Ascomycota; Sordariomycetes; Glomerellales; Glomerellaceae. Gene Ontology annotation, cellular component: membrane. Gene Ontology annotation, molecular function: transmembrane transporter activity. The record is from RefSeq and is a predicted model, not a curated record. The transcript has 2 exons. Bases 1 to 1506 code for a protein of 501 amino acids.
AUGACCACCGACAGCAAGACGUUAGCCAAGUCUGAAGAGGACCUCAAGCGCGGAUCAUCUGAUGAUGUCGAAUCCUCUUCACUGCAUGCACCCCAACAUGGCGGCAGUGUUGUUGUUGACCUGGAAGGAGAACGAUCGUAUGUGAGGAAGCUUGACUUCUAUCUGUUGCCAUAUCUCUCUCUUAUGUACUUCUUCAAUGCCGUCGACCGUUCCAACUUGGGCAACGCCAAAACCGACGGGAUCGAGAAAGACCUCAACUUCAAAGGAAAUGAGUACAGCCUACUUAUUCUUCUCUUCUACAUCCCUUUCGGAACAUUAGACCUUCCCCUCAAUCUCCUCACAAAGAGAUUCUCGGCAAGAUGGGUCUUGCCUACGUUGAUGGUGGUCUGGGGCGGCAUUGCAACCGUUCAAAUCGCAUCGAAAAACUUCGCCGGAAUUCUGGUGCUCCGACUGAUCCUUGGCGCAUGCGAAGCUGGUUUCUUCGCCGGCGUAGUAUUUUACUUUACUUUAUUCUACAAACGAUCUGAGCUGGGCUUCCGUGUUGCCAUCUUCUUCGGCAGUGCUCUCCUUGCGGCAGCCUUCAGUGGCCUCAUCUCCUACGGUGUCUUCCAAAUCGAAGGCACGAGGCUUCAAGGCUGGCAAUGGCUCAUGCUCAUUGAAGGUGUCUUGACCGUGCUUGUCGGAGUCAUAGCUUUUUGGUGGCUACCAGCUUCCCCGGCAACCGCCUGGUUUCUUAACGACAGAGAAAAGGACGCAGCCUUAGCCAGGACCCUUCGCGAUGGUUCAAAUAAAGUGGACUCUGAGUUUGACUGGAAAGAGUGUUUUACGCUAUGGAAGGAUUGGAAGUUCGUUUUCUGGCUUUCCAUCGCGUUCAACUAUCCCGUCGCCUUCGCCACCACGUCCAACUUCUUGCCGCAGAUCGUACAGCGUCUCGGCUACAGUGUCGUCAAAACAAAUCUCUGGACUGUAGCCCCCAACGCCGUUGGCUUCGUGAUACUCCUGGCGACGGCAUACUCAUCCGACUACUUCCACGAGCGGACUUUUCAUAUCGUUGGCGCCUUAGCAACCUCCCUGGUCGGCAUGAUUAUUCUCAUCACGAUCGAUGUUCUUGAAAACCGGGAAUUAGCCUACUUUGCCUGCUUCCUCAUGGCUGCAGGAGCAUACACACCUUCAUGCCUGGUUCAAUCAUGGCACAAUAACAACAAUCUGAACGAGAAUAGUCGCGCUGCCACGACGGGCUUGCUCGUGGGCCUGGGCAACUUUGCUGGUAUCUUAUCAGCUGCAACAUUCCGGACCGAAUAUGCGCCCAAGUACAUCCCUACUCUCAUCGUUACUUGCUGCUGCAAUGUGCUGGCAAUGGCCUCGGCGUUGAUACUCGGCGGGUGGAUGAAGUUGGAGAAUCGUCGAAGGAACCAGGCCCAAGGAGUUAAUCUUCAAGCCCAAGAUGUGGACACUUCAGAAUUGCACGAUGGUGAAAAAUCGCCCAGGUUUCGAUUUUUCACAUAG